Molecule: messenger RNA, 339 nt
Organism: Chaetomium globosum CBS 148.51
Lineage: Eukaryota; Fungi; Ascomycota; Sordariomycetes; Sordariales; Chaetomiaceae
Exons: 2
Coding region: 1-339 (112 amino acids)
Biological process (GO): positive regulation of DNA-templated transcription, elongation; regulation of transcription elongation by RNA polymerase II; mRNA processing
Cellular component (GO): DSIF complex; nucleus
Molecular function (GO): zinc ion binding; RNA polymerase II complex binding
Source: RefSeq, a predicted model, not a curated record
AUGUCAGAAAACUUCGUCGCUCCCGGCCAACACCGCUACCUGCGCGCCUGCAUGGUGUGCUCUAUAGUUAUGACCUACGCACGCUUCCGCGACGAAGGCUGCCCGAACUGCGAAGAAUUCCUGCACCUGCAGGGCUCGCCGGACCAGAUCGACAGCUGCACGUCCCAGGUGUUCGAGGGCCUCAUCACGGUGGCCGACCCGACCAAGUCGUGGGUGGCCAAGUGGCAGCGGCUGGACAAGUACGUGCGCGGCGUGUACGCGACCAAAGUAUCGGGCCAGCUGCCGGACGACGUGCGCACCACCCUGGAGGAGGAGUAUCGCAUUACGUAUAUCCCGUAG